UGCUGUGUGCUGCUUUAAAACGCAGAAACCAGCGUUUAGAGCGCCCAGGCCCCGCCCCCGCAGUCCCUAUCCACGCGGGAGCUGGACCACGGCUUCCCACGGCGCUGCGCCCGCGCGCACAGCCGCCUGCGCCUGCGCAGAGGCCCCGACCGCGCGCUGCCGCUUCAGCGCGCGUUCCCGGCCGUCGUGGAAGUCUCGCGAGCGCGGCGGGAGGCGCGUGGGUUCGGUGGCCGGCGCGCCGGCUCCGGGUUCUGGCCCAGGCGUCGGGCGUCCCUAGGCCCCGCCCUGAGACGAUGGGGGACAACACCAGCCCCAUCAGCGUGAUCCUGGUGAGCUCGGGCAGCAGGGGCAAUAAGCUGCUGUUCCGGUACCCCUUCCAGAGGAGCCAGGAGCACCCCGCGUCCCAGACAAAUAAGCCACGUAGCAGAUAUGCUGUUAACAACACAGGUGACCAUGCGGAUGACCAGGAUGGCGACUCCAGGUUUUCAGAUGUUAUUCUGGCGACAAUUUUGGCAACCAAGUCUGAAAUGUGCGGCCAAAAAUUUGAGCUGAAGAUUGAUAAUGUUCGGUUUGUUGGGCAUCCAACGCUGCUGCAGCAUGGUCUGGGGCAGGUCUCUAAAACAGAUCCAUCCCCGAAGAGGGAAGCACCUACCAUGAUUCUUUUUAAUGUGGUAUUUGCAUUGAGGGCCAACGCGGACCCAUCUGUGAUCAACUGUCUGCAUAACCUGUCUCGGCGCAUCGCCACUGUGCUGCAGCACGAGGAGCGCCGCUGUCAGUACCUCACUCGAGAGGCCAAGUUGAUCCUGGCACUCCAGGAUGAGGUGUCCACCAUGGCUGAGGGUGAGUCCGCAAAUGAAGGUCCUCAGUCCCCGUUUCAUCACAUCCUGCCUAAAUGCAAGCUGGCCAGGGACCUCAAGGAAGCUUAUGACAGCCUGUGCACAUCUGGUGUGGUGCGGCUCCACAUCAACAGCUGGUUGGAAGUGAGCUUCUGCCUGCCUCACAAGAUCCACUAUGCAGCCUCCAGCCUGAUCCCCCCUGAGGCCAUUGAGCGGAGCCUGAAAGCUAUCCGCCCAUAUCAUGCCCUACUGCUGCUCAGUGAUGAGAAGUCCCUGCUGGGUGAGCUUCCCAUCGACUGCUCCCCAGCCUUGGUGCGAGUGAUCAAGACCACAUCCCCUGUGAAGAACCUGCAACAGCUUGCACAGGAUGCUGACCUGGCCUUAUUGCAGGUUUUCCAGCUUGCGGCUCACCUGGUGUACUGGGGCAAGGCCGUCAUCAUCUACCCACUGUGUGAGAACAACGUCUACGUCCUGUCUCCCAAUGCCAGUGUGUGUCUGUACUCCCCACUGGCCGAGCAGUUCUCCCGACAGUUCCCAUCCCAUGACCUGCCGUCAGUCCUGGCCAAGUUCUCCUUGCCUGUCUCCUUGUCGGAGUUCAGGAGCCCUCUGGCUCCUCCCGUACAGGAGACCCAGCUCAUCCAGAUGGUGGUGUGGAUGCUGCAGCGCCGGCUCCUCAUCCAGCUGCACACCUACGUCUGCCUGAUGGCCUCGCCCAGUGAGGAGGAGCCCCGCCUGCGCGAGGACAUGCCCUUCACUGCCCGUGUUGGGGGCCGCAGCCUCAGCACACCCAACGCCCUAAGCUUCGGCUCCCCAACCAGCAGUGAUGACAUGACACUUACUAGCCCCAGCAUGGACAACUCCAGUGCAGAGCUGCUACCCAGUGGAGACUCACCACUGAACAAAAGGAUGACAGAGAACCUGCUGGCCAGCCUGUCAGAGCAUGAGCGAGCAGCAAUCCUCAGUGUGCCUGCCGCCCAGAACCCUGAGGACCUCCGCAUGUUUGCCAGGUUGGGGCAGGCUCCUUCACUACUUCCGAGGCCGCCACCAUCUGGAGGAAAUCAUGUACAACGAGAACACACGGCGCUCCCAGCUGCUUAUGCUCUUCGACAAGUUCCGCAGUGUGUUGGUGGUUACUACCCAUGAGGACCCCGUCAUUGCAGUCUUCCAGGCUCUGCUCACGUGAGCCCAGAUGGAGGAUGGAGAGGCUAUUGGGUGUAUAGGUAGAUGCUAGCCUUCUCACCCUAGGGCUCCUAUCCUUCUUGGCCUGAGCCCUGGCACUGGAUGGACAGUCAACCCUGCUCCGCUGACUGAAGGUCCUGGGAACCCCUGUCCAUCUGGUUGCAGGUGCCUGAGUCUGGCUCAGUAGCAUUUGUGUGGCUGCUACCCUCUGGGCUCUCUCAUCUGGUCCCAAGAGACCUUAGCAUUGCUCAGCUGAGGGAGACACACACAUGCACAUGGGCUGUGCCUUUCCAAUCAUGCUGUGCUCCCUGUGAAGACCCCACAUGCACCACCCUGGAGAAUGCAGAAAAACUGACCCAUCCCUCUUGCUCUGAUGGCAGUCAGCAUGUGAGGUCUAAGCGGCUGGCCUAUCCUGUGGCCCCUCACCCAGCAUCACCUGUUUGCCAUGUGCUCCAUUCCUUCUAGCUACUGUCAGUCUUUCUUGGUGAGACUUCAUCCCAACCCAACAGGCUCAGUCAAGCUGUUGUCCCAUCCUGGCCAUCUGAAAAGUGAGGGCGUGGGGCCCCUGCCCUCGGGAGGGGUUGUGUUGUGCAUGCAUACUGUUGGUUUUCCCCUAGUGGUCACAUGCUGGGUGCCCAACUCUCCUGUCCUGGAGGAAGAACUAACUGUAGACACAUGCCGAUUGGCCAGGGAGCUCUAACUGAGAUAUGGACAACAGUUCUCUAGAAACAAAACAUUUAUUUGGCUUUUAAACAAUUAAAAAGCCUGUUGGA
Molecule: messenger RNA, 2788 nt
Organism: Castor canadensis (American beaver)
Lineage: Eukaryota; Metazoa; Chordata; Mammalia; Rodentia; Castoridae
Source: RefSeq, a predicted model, not a curated record